Molecule: messenger RNA, 435 nt
Organism: Strongylus vulgaris
Lineage: Eukaryota; Metazoa; Nematoda; Chromadorea; Rhabditida; Strongylidae
Source: the annotation of a GenBank genome assembly
AUGAUAUCUCUACUGCUACUUGUAGCCCUUUCUGGUAAUACCUUCGCUGCUGUUACUGAUAAAAAUUGUACCGGAGCUGAUGGAAAGUAUGAUGCAACGGCUGUUAUGUGCGAAGACAAACUCCCUGCGGCAGAUUGUGAAAACAUUUUUGGAAAAGCAAAGGCGGAAGUUGGUAAGGAUACGGAUCGAGAGGAGAAGUGCUUUAAGAAUGCUGCUAAAAACGAGGACGAACAAAUAAAAAAAUUCGCUAUUAGUGUAUGUCCUAAGACAUGUGGCUAUUGCUGCCGAACUCCAGAGUACGACUGCCCAAAUAGUCCUAACCCUCGUCUCGAAUGCUCGCGCGUAACAGGUGAGAUGUGCAAGGAUCCACUUUGGAAACCUCUGCUUGCAAAAGACUGCCCUAAAACGUGCGGUCUUUGUUUAGAAGGUAAAUAG